This is a messenger RNA of Brassica napus (rape), 1067 nucleotides long. RefSeq lists its product as uncharacterized. The record is from RefSeq and is a predicted model, not a curated record. Lineage: Eukaryota; Viridiplantae; Streptophyta; Magnoliopsida; Brassicales; Brassicaceae. The coding region runs from base 587 to 865 and encodes 92 amino acids. The transcript has 2 exons.
UAAGAAAAAGAUACAGUAAGAAAUCUAGUAUUCUAUUUGUAAAAUGGAAAUAAUAUUUUUGUUUUGAAAUUGUUCCUUAAUUACGAAACACGUCUUUGACCGAUCUAGCUGGUUGUCGGGUCAGAAACAAUGUGCUAGUUAAUUUUGGUUCCUUCUUAGCGUAAUUACUAGAACUAGGGUCAGACGUAAUAUCUAUACCAGUAGUAUCUACAGUCUACUUCUCUCCAUGACACGUUUGGCCACCUGAAACAUCCCACUAAAUUAAAAAAUAUUACGAAUUAACAAAAUUUUAUAACUUUUAGUUUUUUUUUUGUAUAUAUGCAUAAUUUAAUGUCAAUAUAAAAUUGAAGUGGAAAAUAUUUAGUUAUAUUAGAAAAUUAAUUAGUAGCAUUAAAUUAUUUAAAAAUUGUAAACAAAAUAUAUAUUUUUAGUGUGUCGUACAAGAACACUCAACACAGAUUUGCCGGGAAGAGCGCGUGAGAUGAGUUUCAAAGGGUAGAAUAGUCAAUUCGUAUUCAACUAUAUAUAAAAGUUUUCUCCUCGUGAGACCCGAGAAAACCGCGUAAAGUAAGAAAAAAGACAAGACAUGCGUCGAUCGGCGAGCGCCUCAAUAGUAUCCGACCAACUAUCAGCAAAAGCUCCGUCACCAUCACCGUCUCCGCCGCGAAUCCAAAGCGACACAGACUCGGAGGAUGUACAGCUUCUUCUGCCCAGGUACGACCCAAACUCUUACCCUGGAAAGAAGGACAAAUCACGACUCAGAUCCGCCGAGAACGCUAUCCAUUUCAUCCCUCUCAUUCUCAUCCUCUGCGCCCUAAUACUUUGGUUGGUUUCGAAUCCAGUAGUAGCAAUGAUCAAACAGUGACGAUGGUGGAAGAGAAUGAUUGAUAACUUGAGGUGCAAGCCUUCAACGAUUUUGCAUUUUAUUCUUUGUAAUUGUUACUGCCUUUCUUUUGAGGUUCAUACAAAGGAUCUGGAACGUAUGCCUUUAGAUAAUCAAUCUCAUUAUACAGACAGAUCAAUGCCUAAGAAACUCAGUUUAUGUAUUUAGUAUAAAGACUUAACCA